AUGGCGAAAAGUCGUGAAAUUAUUCAACUGCAUGUCGGCCAAGCGGGCGUACAGAUUGCAAGCGCGUGCUGGGAGCUGUACUGCUUGGAGCACGGUAUUUAUCCGGACGGUCGGUUUUGCGAUUGCACAAUGUACGACGAUUGCAGUGCGUUCUUUAGCUGUGACAAAAAGGGCCGCUGUGUGCCGAGGGUAGUGAUGGUCGAUCUGGAACCGUCGGUCAUCGACGAGAUAAGGAUCGGUGCCUAUCGGCAUCUGUUUCAUCCGAGCACGUUGAUAACGGGAAAGGAGGAUGCUUCCAGCAACUUUGCUCGCGGUCACUUUACGCUGGGCCGAAUGAUGAUCGAUACGGUGAUGGAUCGGGUACGGAAAGUUGCCGAGGGAUGUUCCACUGUACAGGGAUUUAUGGUAUUUCACAGCCUCGGUGGAGGAACUGGAUCUGGGUUUGGUACACUGAUACUUGAAAAGUUGUUGGAUGAUUACGGAAAAACGUCAAAAAUUGAAUUCAAUAUAUUUCCAUCCCCGAGGAUUUCUCCAGUUAUUGUUGAACCGUACAACGCUGUACUUUCAACACACGUGGGGAUGGAUUACAGCGAUUGCUCCUUUCUUUUGGACAAUGAGGCAAUCUACGACGUCUGCGAUAGAAGCUUGAAUGUCUCGGAACCCACAUACACGAAUUUGAAUCGUUUGAUUGCUCAGAUUGUUUCAUGCAUCACAUCCUCUCUGCGCUUUUCGGGAGCCAUCAACGUAGAUCUGCUAGAAUUUCAAACCAAUUUGGUUCCAUACCCCAGAAUCCAUUACCCAUUGGUUACAUAUGCUCCACUGAUUCCAUUCCGAAACGCCAAUCACGAACAGUUAACCACAUUGCAAAUCACGACGGAAUGUUUCGAGCCGGCCAGUCAGCUGGUGAAAUGUGACCCUCGAACCGGCAAGUACAUGUCGUGCUGUAUGCUCUAUCGGGGUGAAGUGUCGCCGGUGGAUAUCAACCGUGCGAUUCAGGAAUUGAAAGCAAAACGAGCGAUUAACUUCGUUGAUUGGUGUCCAACGGGAUUCAAAAUCGGGAUAAAUUACCAACCGCCGAUUGCAGUCCCCGGAGGAGAUUUAGCCCGGGUGGAUCGGGCAGUUUGUAUGCUCUCCAACAGUACGGCCGUGCGGUCUGCUUGGGAACGAAUUUCCGGAAAGUUCGAGCUGAUGUACGAGAGGAAGGCUUUCUUUCAUCACUUUUUCGAUGAAGGUUUGGAAGAGAGUGAUCUAUGCGAUGCUAAAGAAAAUAUUGCAGCCCUAAUAGCCGACUACAUAGAGGUCGAACGAUAG
Messenger RNA from Sabethes cyaneus, 1311 nucleotides. Its product is annotated as tubulin alpha-1C chain-like. NCBI's taxonomy places the organism in Eukaryota, Metazoa, Arthropoda, Insecta, Diptera, Culicidae. Gene Ontology annotation, biological process: mitotic cell cycle; microtubule cytoskeleton organization. Gene Ontology annotation, cellular component: microtubule; cytoplasm. The transcript has 3 exons. The coding region runs from base 1 to 1311 and encodes 436 amino acids. The record is from RefSeq and is a predicted model, not a curated record. Gene Ontology annotation, molecular function: GTP binding; structural constituent of cytoskeleton.